Messenger RNA from Trichomonas vaginalis G3, 585 nucleotides. RefSeq lists its product as uncharacterized. Lineage: Eukaryota; Parabasalia; Trichomonadida; Trichomonadidae. Bases 1 to 585 code for a protein of 194 amino acids. The record is from RefSeq and is a predicted model, not a curated record. The transcript has a single exon.
AUGAAACUUAUAGUUUGCAAUGAACUUCAAAGUAUAGAUACAACAAAAGUUUUGAACUCAGAUGCUUUGAAGAGUCUUAUAACAGACAAAGUUGGAGUUGUUGAAAGAAAGUAUAAAGACCAAAGAGUUUGUGAAAAUGUUGCAAACUUCAUUAUGGUUUCAAACAAUGCUGUUCCGAUGAAGUUAGAAAGUUCUGACAGAAGAUAUGUAGUUGUCAGAACGUCAGAUUCUCAUAUGCAAGAUACAGAAUAUUUUGACGACUUAGCAGAAACUUUGACAUCUGACUUUUACAACCACUUGUUCUCAUAUUUCAUGACAUUAGAUAUUUCAAAGUUCAAUCCAAGACAAAUUCCACAUACCGAAGAAAGACAAACAUUGUUAGAAGCAAACAAGAGUGUAUAUGAACUGUUCAUAGAUGAGACUAACUUUGUGUCAUUAGAUGAAAGGUCAUUGUACGAUUCGUAUAAACAAUAUUGUCAAGAAUAUGGUUAUAUGGCAGCUUCUAAACGAACAUUCUUGGCAAAUGUCAAAAAUCUUUUCGAAGUUCGGAAUGGCGUAUAUACAAAGAAAAUUUUUUCUGAGUAA